AUGACUUCCCCAUCUGUCUCCGCAAUUCUGGAUGGAAUUGCUACUUCACGCGCGGCAUUCGACAAGAAUGAAGCUGGCUCAAGAGAAGCUCUGAUUGACCAAAGCCGCGCGCUGAUUGCAGCUCUGGAACUCCCAAGCGAGUUCGUCCAGCGCACCUUCUGGGCAGAGCCAGCUCAAAGCGCCAUUAUCCGCAUCGCCGUCGAUGUCAAGCUUUUCCAACACCUCAAGGAUGCAGGAGAUGCAGGACUCACCCCGCCAGCCGUUUCUCGGAAGACUGGGGUCGACAGUACUCUCCUACAGCGCUUAACAAGACAUCUAGUGGCAAUGAACCUUGUGUCAUUCCAUAACGGGGCGUUCUACGCCACGAAUCUAAGCAAUGGUCUCGCAGCGGAGAACUACCAACACAGUAUCAAUUUCUGCUAUGAUGUGGCGCGCCCUUCAUUUAACGGAUUCCCGGAAUAUUUCAGAAAGUCCGAAUACAAUUCCCCGAUUCUGGGUGGAACUGACGGCCCGUUUCAAGAGGCCCACAAAACAAACCUCCCGUUCUUUGAAUGGCUUGUCGCGACGCCACCGCACCUCCAGCAUUUCGACUCUUUUAUGAGCGCGUACCGCGCGGGUAAACCGAAUUGGUACGAGUUCUACCCCGUUGCUGAGCGAUUAACUACGGGCUUCGAUGCUUCUAUUAGCGAUGUUCUUCUCGUUGAUGUUGGUGGCGGAAAGGGUCACGAUGUAGCUACCUUUGCUGCUCAAAAUAGCCCUUCCUCGGGUAGGAUUGUGCUUCAGGAUCGAGAACCUGUAAUCGCGGGUGUGGUAGCUGAAAGUACAGAGCGAGCCUUUGAAGUGCAAGCUCAUGACUUCUUUACACCCCAGCCUAUCAAGGGUGCACGUGCAUACUCUCUCCAUUCUAUUCUCCACGAUUGGAGUGAUGAAGAUGGCAUCAAGAUCCUGGAGAGCCUUGUACCUGCUUUAAAGAAGAACUACUCACGGGUUCUGUUCAAUGAGAUUGUGAUUAACGAAGAGAAACCUACACUUGCAGCGACCAAUAUGGAUAUGAUGAUGUUGGCGCAUUUUGCUGUGAGAGAAAGAACCGAAGCUGAUUGGAGAGACAUUCUGGCCCAGGCUGGGUUGAAGGUGGUCAAUAUAUACACCUAUCCAGGCGUUGCGGAGAGUUUGAUUGAGGCAGAGCUGGCCUGA
This is a messenger RNA of Penicillium crustosum, 1194 nucleotides long. RefSeq lists its product as uncharacterized. The transcript is spliced from 2 exons. The record is from RefSeq and is a predicted model, not a curated record. NCBI's taxonomy places the organism in Eukaryota, Fungi, Ascomycota, Eurotiomycetes, Eurotiales, Aspergillaceae. Bases 1 to 1194 code for a protein of 397 amino acids. Gene Ontology annotation, molecular function: O-methyltransferase activity.